AUGGCGCUCAACGCUGUGCACAUUCGCUCUUCCCGCCCCAACCAAGCCGAUCGUCACCAUCCCAUCAUCGCAGCCUCCGACCUCGAUGCCGGCCACACCCCACCAAAGACCAUCGACGAAGACGAUGAAGCAGCAUGGCGUGGUCUGCGUACCCGCACCGUGCUCCGUCCGCCUCCUCGAUUCGUCAAGGCUACCCAGCUGAGCGAGCCAGACCAGCCGACCACCUCGAACAGCGGUGGCUCUAGCGAGCUGUCGGAUGAGCAUAGGCCAUCCACUCCCACUCUUUCGCAGCUCUACGCUUCUCUCACCCAGCACUUGGCUUUCCCAGAACCAUCUUCGCCGUCGUUACCGUCGACAUCACACCUUGUUUCAGCCGAUGUCGCCGAUCCGCUCGUACACACGCACGGAAAGGGCAAGCAGAGAUUGCAUGAUCCCACUCACAGACAUCAUCACCAGCACCAUCCGGAAGCGCGGUACAAGUCGGAGUGGUUCAUCUCCAGAGCGCUCACAAAGAUGCGCCGCUCCAACCAUGUGCCUACCGAAGCUGCCCGCACUGCUGCAGCACAGCCCCCUGCCGCGCCUGCCGCUUCCGCCGCUACCUCCAGGAGGCAGCGCUGCCAGCGCUGCGGAGACCUGCUUCCUGCCAACGCCACGCUCGAGGACAUGGCGCGCCACCGCCAGAGCAUCGGCCAUCGCCUCGGGCUCAAUGCGGAUCUUGCCUCGGCUUCCGCAUCCGAGGCGCCUUCGCCCGCCGCAAGCAAGUCGCCAACCCCAACUGCCACGCCUCCACCCGGCUCAGCUUCGGCCUCAAGCGCUGCCAUCUCGCUGCUCGAGGCUUCCAUGCAGGCGCUGCAUCGUCGCUCGCAAAACGUGCCAAGGCGGCUGUGCAACGCGCCACGCUGGAAGAAGAUCGCCCGGGACAACGUCGGGCACAACAUGCUCUCGCGCAUGGGUUGGAAGGAAGGCAUGGGUCUCGGCGUGCUCGAGUCGAAGCGACACCAGCAAACACGCGACAGGCUCAAGCAGAAGCGGUCCAACGCCGUGCGUCUCCUUCUCCGCCAGCAAGCAUCGGCGGUUCAAUCUGGUCCAGAUGGGUUCGGACCCGACCCGACGGCGGUCGAGCCGCAGGUGCAGGAGGAGUGGCUGCAGCUGAUCAGCCAUCAGCCAUCGUCAUCGCAACGACAGCUGGGACCGUUGCCGCUCGAAGCGGCGUUCCCCUUUGAGCAUCAGGAUCAUACGCCCGAGCAGCAGCGGCAGAUGGCGCAGUCGUGGCUCGACGGCAUGGCGCAGACCGAUGCAGACUGGUUCCAACACCUGGGCGACGAGGACCAGCAGGCGUUGGAGCAGGCAUUGCUCACGGGUCAGAUCACGCUCCAAGACAUCCAGACGGCGCUGUGGGACCUUGCACGCGACCAACGAUGCAGCGCGUAUGCACAUGCGGACGCGGCAGAGGGCAGCGCGCUUCUGCAUCCCGUACAGGUGGAGCUGCGCAGCGGUCGCGUCGGGCUCGGUGCCGAGACGGGGUCUGCACGUCACCGCCGACGGUCGCGCGACGAGGACCGCAGUGUAUCCAUCCGCAGGACGUCAUCUCCGUCGCUCGACAUGCUGGGUGGUGCGCACAAGAAGCCACGUGCUGCUGCCCUCGCUCCGACGGGCGUGAUCAGCAGGUCGAGCUCCAAGGCGGCCGUGCACAAACGCACCGCUCAGCUUGCAGCGAGGAAGAGGCGGCAGCGCGAAAUGGCGUAUGAACAGAGCAAGCGCGAGUGGCUCGACCUGCGCGCGUCGCUCUCGUGA
Moesziomyces antarcticus is the source of this 1794-nucleotide messenger RNA. RefSeq lists its product as uncharacterized. The coding region runs from base 1 to 1794 and encodes 597 amino acids. Lineage: Eukaryota; Fungi; Basidiomycota; Ustilaginomycetes; Ustilaginales; Ustilaginaceae. Gene Ontology annotation, molecular function: nucleic acid binding. The transcript has a single exon. The record is from RefSeq and is a predicted model, not a curated record.